This is a messenger RNA of Zasmidium cellare ATCC 36951, 1497 nucleotides long. RefSeq lists its product as uncharacterized. NCBI's taxonomy places the organism in Eukaryota, Fungi, Ascomycota, Dothideomycetes, Mycosphaerellales, Mycosphaerellaceae. The record is from RefSeq and is a predicted model, not a curated record. The transcript is spliced from 2 exons. Bases 1 to 1497 code for a protein of 498 amino acids. Gene Ontology annotation, cellular component: nuclear proteasome complex; proteasome regulatory particle, lid subcomplex; cytoplasm.
AUGUCCGGCGACGGGUCCAUCGUGAAGGCCGACAAGGACUUCACCAAGGAGGUCGAUGCUGCCAUCCCAGACGCUGAGAAGAUUGCACAGAAUGGACAAACACAACAGGCGAUAGAGAAGCUCCUCCCGCUUGAGAAGCAAACGAGACAAUCCAGCGAUCUCCCCUCCACCUCACGCAUCCUCGUUGCCGUCGUCACCAUAGCCAAGAAUGCCGGAGACUGGUCAUUACUCAAUGAGCAGGUGCAGCUGCUCAGCAAGAAGCAUGGACAGCUCAAGCAGGCCAUCACCAAGAUGGUGCAAGUAGUCAUGAGCUUUCUGGACGAUACACCCAAUCUCGAGACCAAGCUGAGCGUCAUCGAGACGUUGCGGACAGUCACCGAGGGCAAGAUCUUUGUCGAAGUCGAGCGAGCCCGUGUGACGCGGAUACUGUCCAACAUCAAGCGAUCUCAAAGCGAUGUCACAUCUGCAAAGGACAUUCUUUGCGAGCUUCAGGUCGAGACUUUCGGCUCGAUGACGCGAAGAGAGAAGACGGAAUUCAUCCUCGAACAAGUGUCGCUCUGCAUUGAGGACGGUGACUGGACGCAGGCUGGCAUUCUGGCACGAAAGAUCAGCACCCGCUACUUCGCACGCAAGCCCAAGAAGAGCGCCGAGGAAUUGGAGAAGGCGCGGAAAGAGAAGGAAGAGCGAGAGCGGAUGCGGUCAGAUGGCACGAUUGGCGAGGAAGAGCCCGAAGACGACGAUGUGACCGAUCUCAAGCUUCGCUACUACGAGCAACAGAUCACACUCGCCAAACACGAGGACAAGUACCUCGAUGCUUGCAAGCACUACCGACAAGUAUUGGAUACGCAGGCCGUGGAGGACGAUUCCGAUAAGCUACGGGCGGCUCUCCAGCGGGUGAUCUACUUCGUCCUCCUCGCACCCUACGACAACGAGCAAUCUGACCUCCUCCACCGCAUCGCCCAAGACAGUCGCAUCAGCUCGUCCUGUCCGACCGAAGGCCAACUUCUCAAACUCUUCACCGUCCCCGAGCUCAUGCGUUGGCCCGCGAUCGAAUCGAAUUAUGGCGCCCAGCUCGACAGCACCGACAUCUUCUCGAAGGCCGAAUCGCCAAAAGACCCCAAGGCUCACCAGCGCUGGCUCGACUUCCGCAAGCGUGUUAUUGAGCACAACGUCCGUGUCAUCGCCAAGUACUACACGCGCGUCCACUUCUCGAGGCUCACGCAGCUUCUCGACCUGCCAGCGCAAGAGACGGAGAAAUAUAUCUCGGAUUUGGUAGUCAACAAGACCAUCUACGCCCGCAUCGACCGGCCGGCGCAAAUCGUCAGCUUCGAGAAGAAGCGUGAUGCGGAUGAGGUCCUGAACGAGUGGAGCGGGAACAUGAAGUCUUUGCUGGGCCUGCUGGAGCGGAUCGAUCAUCUGAUCACCAAAGAGGAGAUGAUGGCGAGAAUCCAGCCUGUCAACGAGAAGGCCUCGACCAAGGCGAGCACCAAAGCUUAG